AUGCCUGUUCUUACACCCCAAAGAAUGCUCAAGAUAGCAUCGAGUCAGACUCUCAGAAAUCAAUGGUAUCUAGUGGCUGCAGUUGUUAUGACAGUUUGUAACAAACCACACGAGAUCCCCACAAUAUAUCACUAUGCAAUGCAAAUGAACCAUCUUCAGCAAAAGCCCUCUUUGGAAUUGUAUCAAAAGGUGCAAAGUAUCGUUCAGAAGUUUGCAGAUAUUCGGGAUAGAGGCGUGAAUAAAGAGUAUUCUCCAUAUGUGAAUGGAGGAACAGACUCAGAUGAGUUUACCACCACUGAAAGAUUACGAGAAGGAAUUUUGAAGACAUCUGCUCUCUCCGGCUUGCCGAAAGCGAUCAAUUCGUUAAUGAUACUGAAGGAUACAACACCAUACAAUUUGAGAAGUCACACUUUGGGAAAAGAGUCAAACAGACAGCCAAUUAAGACGCUAGAAGACUAUAACAAGGCCCAGACCAGGGGCAGGGACUUCUGGGAUGCAGUAUACGGCAAGGUGAGCCACCGGAUCAUAUCGCAGAUGUCAUCCUCAUAUCCUGAUCUCUGGAAAUAUGCAAUAGAGGACGUAUACUCGAAUUUACUCUCGUAUUGCGGAAUCCUCAACCACAAAGAAACGUCUCUCAUCGUUAUUUCAUGCUUGAUACCGCAGGAUGUGAACCCACAGUUAAAGGGCCACUUGAAGGGGGCAUACUUUAAUGGGGUGGAUGUUAAAGUAAUCCGACAAGUGCGAGAAUUAGCCAUCCAAUUGAGUCAGUGGUGUGGGGUAAAGUGGUGCACGGAUGUCGCGACGAUAUAA
Brettanomyces bruxellensis is the source of this 810-nucleotide messenger RNA. RefSeq lists its product as uncharacterized. The coding region runs from base 1 to 810 and encodes 269 amino acids. The transcript has a single exon. Lineage: Eukaryota; Fungi; Ascomycota; Pichiomycetes; Pichiales; Pichiaceae. The record is from RefSeq and is a predicted model, not a curated record.